This is a messenger RNA of Daphnia carinata, 668 nucleotides long. Its product is annotated as adenosine 5'-monophosphoramidase HINT1-like. Lineage: Eukaryota; Metazoa; Arthropoda; Branchiopoda; Diplostraca; Daphniidae. The record is from RefSeq and is a predicted model, not a curated record. Bases 1 to 507 code for a protein of 168 amino acids. Gene Ontology annotation, molecular function: hydrolase activity. Gene Ontology annotation, cellular component: nucleus; cytoplasm. Gene Ontology annotation, biological process: purine ribonucleotide catabolic process. The transcript has 4 exons.
AUGUUUCGCGCGUUUUUUCGUUCACUGGAGUUCUCGAAGUCACGUUUUGAAGUCGGCUCAAAAUGGCAACAUUUAUCACUGGUCCGAUGCGCAGUUCAGAAUCCUAGUCUUCGCUUUUCCCACAACGAAGUAGAUUUAGCAAAACAGGCAGCCAAUAAAAAAGUUUCAGAACCCACAAUAUUCAGCAAGAUCAUUGAUGGCUCCAUCCCUGCUAAAAUCAUCUACAGGGAUGACAUGUGCCUGGCAUUCCACGACAUCACCCCGCAAGCACCAGUUCACUUUCUUGUUAUCCCCAUAAAACCAAUCACAAUGCUGGAAAAGGCUGAAGCUGAAGAUCAGGGGCUUUUGGGUCAUCUAUUACUGGUUGCUAAAAAAGUGGCAGCCGAUCUGAAAUUGGAGAAGGGCUACAGAUUAGUGAUCAACAAUGGAGAAGAAGGUUCCCAAUCAGUUUACCAUCUGCACGUGCAUAUUUUGGGUGGCAGACAGAUGGGUUGGCCUCCUGGCUGAGAUAAACCAACACAUUCAGUGUACUCCAAUGGUGAAUUUGCAGGUUGGACCCCUUUACCUUAUAUUGUAGAUAGGAUCUAGGUGCUCUUCGUCAUGAGGACCAUGUCAUGUUGGUAGAUUGUGAGAAAUUUAAAGAAAGUCUAGCAUACAAAGACAUUCUU